AAGAGAAACAAAAACAAAACCAAAACACCCUUAAAUCGCGUUGCCCUAAGCUCUCUGUGACCUCAUUCCCAAACCUCCAAAAGAGCCCCUUUCUUGGAAGCUUUGAACGCAGCAGAAAUUUGAACAUGCAACCUCCAUUUCUUCUCCAUUCUUCAACCUGCCCAGCCACUGCCGCCACCGCGUCUACUCCGCCGCGGUACAAGCUGCUCAAGCAUCAUCCAAACGCCUUUGUUUCCAUGCAUUUUCGAGCCUCCACGCAGUCGUCAUUUUCCGGCUGUGAAGUCUCUCCUCUGCCAUUGUGUAACCCUUCGUUCAGCCAUAUCCAUCAAGUAUGAAAGCUUCAGCUUCCUCUCCCUUCUGUUGCUGAUUUUUUCAAAACAUGUGAAAACUAAGCCAUCGUAGAACAAGUAAAACAAGGAUUUCUGGUGGUGGAAAAGGAAGGACUGUUGGUGCCGUUUGUUUAAGGAAGGAGGUCCGUUGAAGGAGGUCUGAUUGACGACGUCGCUGUAGCAGGUCCGCUGCUCCAUUCCAUCUAGUUGCAGAUAAUCAUGGCACCAAAAGGUAGAGGUGGACGAAUAGUACGAAACACUCGUCUCGAUCAAUCUCAGCUUUCCUCACGUAGGUCAGGUGAGCAAACUGUUGACAAUGAUUCUUCUCAACCACCGAUACAUGUGUUAGGUCAACAGAAUGGUAAUAAUGAUCAACCUCAUCUUACACAUUUGAAUGUGGGAUCAGCAUCAAACCAAUCCCCACAAGUUUUAUCACAAUCAUCACCUCAGUUAGAUGGUGUGAAUUCGUCUGACACAUCUGCAUUAGAUGCAGAAGAUAAUGAGCUACCUAAUGUUGGACAAUCAAGUGUGCAUGCUGAAACUAGGAGUAACGGAAAGCUAGUAAUAGCUGUAGAGAAAGGCGAUAAACCGAAGAGAUUUACAGAUCAUACGGUAACUCGUGACAUCACGAAAGAUUUAUUAAGUAGGAUGCUUUCUCCAGCGCCAAGAUGGCAGGAUUAUUGUCCAAACAUGAAGGACGAAUUGUUUAAAGGUUUUCUGGAAAAACAUGAAUUUGCAUCGAAUUAUGAUAAGGCUCUGGCAAGAACUAUUUGGAAUAAGACAAUGCAUGACCGCUAUCCUGAUAUUUUGAAAAGAGCAAGGGAUAGAGCUUUUAAGGAAGCAAACUCUACUAGUAUUGCUGAUAUUAAGGGUCAUGGACCUAAAGCAAUGAAAGUUGAUGUUUGGAAUGGCUUAGUUGAUCAUUGGUUAGAUUCAAAGUGGCAAAACAAGUCUGUGGCCGGUCAAAAAAAUAGGGCUGCUAUGCCUACUCAUAAACUACACACUGCAGGGUCUAUCAGUUUUGGCGAACACAAGAGAAGAAAGGAAGCUAAGUUGAAGCGUUGUGUAUCUUUCCUUGAAGUAUAUGAUGAUGUUCAUAAGAAAAAAAGUGGAGAAUAUGUUUCUGAAGUAUCCAAGAAAAUUAUUGACUCAUAUGGAGAGGCAAUAUCACAAAAAUAUGGAGAAGAUUUAAUAGAUCAACCUGAAGUUGAUCCUGAUGUGUGGACAGAAGUUGCAGGAACCAACAAGAAAGGACGAGUUCAUGGGUUAGGCCGCAGUCUGGAUAUUGGUAUUCAUGAUCAUAGAGAUGUGCCAUUACCUGAAAAUACAGGUGUUUCUACAGUCAAGUCAGUCUCACAAACAGACAUCACUGAGGCUAUUAAAGAAGCAUUGCCUAGUGCUAUAAAUGCAGUGUUGCCUAGUGUUGUAAAUGAAGCUAUACAGAGUAAUUUACUGUCUCUCCUUUCUAAGAUUCCAGGAUUCCCCCAAGAGAAGAACCAUUAGAGUGAUUUUGUUGGGAAUAAUAUUUGGUUAGGUGGCUUAUGUUAAUCUAUUUUGUUAGGCUUAGCUUAUUAUCGUAGUUUAUUUGUUUGAUAGAUAAUUGAUUAGGCAAUUUGUUUCAUUUUCAGUUUUUACAGAAGUUGGCUUACUUUUA
Molecule: messenger RNA, 1983 nt
Organism: Arachis duranensis
Lineage: Eukaryota; Viridiplantae; Streptophyta; Magnoliopsida; Fabales; Fabaceae
Exons: 10
Coding region: 549-1832 (427 amino acids)
Source: RefSeq, a predicted model, not a curated record